Spodoptera littoralis (African cotton leafworm) is the source of this 309-nucleotide messenger RNA. The record is from the annotation of a GenBank genome assembly. NCBI's taxonomy places the organism in Eukaryota, Metazoa, Arthropoda, Insecta, Lepidoptera, Noctuidae.
AUGCUAAUAACUUCAGUAUUGUACAAGAAAAAGAAACUUAUGAGGUAUCACAUCUUAAUAUCAACGCUACUAUGCGUGUACAUAUUUGCACUAUCAGUAAUGAAGAUUCAUUUUGCUCUCCUUGUACUUGAAAGAGAUAUACGCAAAUUAAUUCUACCAGAAAGCAGACACUUUCUAGUGAGUAAUGCGUGUGUUAUUGGCAUCACUACCAUGUCUGGAUCAGUGAUUCAUUUCAUCGCGAAUGUGACUGUGUUCACAUAUUACAAUUUGAAGCACUUACGGCCGAUUUUAUUUAACUGUGGACCUUGA